Messenger RNA from Danio rerio (zebrafish), 1276 nucleotides. Lineage: Eukaryota; Metazoa; Chordata; Actinopteri; Cypriniformes; Danionidae. The record is from RefSeq and is a predicted model, not a curated record.
CAGAAUCACUUUUCCUCAGUUCUGCGUUCACUUUCUGCUGUGUUCCUGCUCAAAUGGCGACUCUCAUGUUUAUCAAUAGAAUUUUGAGAAAAGCUGCGACACAGAAGCGGUCAUACAGGAAGUGGAGAGACUGAUUUCGGUCCUCAGCUUUCCGCUCUGGACAGCAGCAGGUUUACCGUGGUAUCGUGGGACCCGCGGGGUUACGGACGCUCUCGGCCUCCAGACAGAGACUUUCCUCUUCAUUUCUUCCACAGAGAUGCUAAAGACGCUGUGGAUUUAAUGCAGGCUCUGGGCUUCAGGCGUUUCUCUCUGUUAGGCUGGAGUGACGGCGGCAUCACGGCUCUGAUCGCGGCCGCUUUAAACCCAACACUCGUCAAUAAGCUGGUGGUUUGGGGCGCCAACGCUUUCGUCUCCGAAGAAGAUAUUCAGAUCUAUCAGUCGCUGCGUGACGUGUCGCUGUGGAGCGAGCGGAUGCGUCGGCCGAUGGAGCAGAUGUACGGUGCUCAGUAUUUCAAGCAGACGUGGGAGAGAUGGGUGGACGGCAUCAGCCAGUUUAUAAACAAGCCACAAGGCAGCAUCUGUGUGGACUUGCUGCCGCAGAUCUCCUGUCCCACACUGAUCCUCCACGGGGCCCAAGACCCGGUGGUGCCCGCAUAUCACCCUCAGCUGCUCCAGGAUAGCAUCAGCGGCUCCAGGCUUCAUGUGUUUCCGAAGGGGAAGCAUAACAUUCAUCUGCGCUACUCUGCUGAGUUCAACACACUGGUGGAGCAGUUUCUCAAUGAGUGAAGGAGAUCACAGCCAUCGGAUGUCCUGAAAACAAGGUGUUUAUUUGUUUACUGGUGUUUCCAUUAAAGGAUUGUCGCCAUUUGAUCAUCUGUAUGCUUUCAGUUUAAAAUCUGUGUGAACCGGAAGACUUUUUUCCCCGGUCUGAUGAUGUAUUUACAACUCAAAUGGAAUAUUGAGUAGGGGGCAGGACUUUAUUUUGGAGCUCCGCCUUUUAGCUUUAGUCACAGUAAAAUUAAAAGAUUGGAGGGGCGUGGCUCGGCAUAUUUCAGCCAAUCAGAGUCUUCAGAGAAGUACUGCUGUUACAGAGCAGAAGCAGAUGAGCAGAUUUUGAUUUAAGAUUACUGAAACAAACUCUUUAUUUCAGUGGAUUAAUUUAGGCAGAUAAAUUAUUUAUUUUUAUAGUAAUAAUAUGCACUAGAAAGAUAAACAUUGUUCAUUUUGAUUUCAUGUGUACUAUCCUUUUAAGGACAAUAAAGUUGACUGCUACUAC